Molecule: messenger RNA, 435 nt
Organism: Exserohilum turcica Et28A
Lineage: Eukaryota; Fungi; Ascomycota; Dothideomycetes; Pleosporales; Pleosporaceae
Exons: 1
Coding region: 1-435 (144 amino acids)
Source: RefSeq, a predicted model, not a curated record
AUGGUAGCGCCUCGCUUAAUAGCUUGUACGCCUACUGCAUUGCUGCUUGCGUGUUUCCCACGCCACAGCCCAUCUCUCUGCGCCCACGUUUUCGUCGGCCACGAUGCACCCGCAACGUGGGCUCCCUUUGCAACGUUUAUGGCUCGCCCUUAUCCAAGCCGCCGGAACAACGGCACCACACAACGCCAAACAGCCACAACCCUAACCGUUCAUGCCUCCCAAUACUCCGGACCUACAUGGAUAGCCCUAGCGUUGGAGCCAUGUUUACACGCCAAUCCCUACUGGCUUCCCUAUGCUGCAGCCAACAUUCCCAGCUAUCCCGCAUUCAGCCGUGUCCGAUUAAUAUGCCAUGUGCAGAAGACGUCAGCACCUGUCAACAGAAAGAAAAAUGUCGCCGCAUCCCUGCCCUUUUUCCCAUCGCCCAAUCCUGAAUAA